AUGUCUUCUUCCAACGCCAGCCAGCAGAGAGAUAGAAUAUCUACACAGCAAUACCAAUGUGAUCAAUGUGUCUUGUUUUUUGAUAACUACCAGAAGCUGCAAAACCACAAGAGAAUUCACAGAGGAGAUUCAGCAACAAUGACUGAAAUUGACCAGUCUAUUCUGGAUGAUGUUGACAUGUACCAUAACGAAAAUGAUACUAGUAAUGAAGAUGAAUCUGUUAGCAAUUCAGAAUAUACUAUGGAGUCUAUGGAGCUUGAUAAUACUAUUUCAUAUAAGUGCGCAUGUAAUUUUGAGGACAGUGAGGGUGAAGCUCACAUUUACGACAGCAGCCAAAUCAGUACAAAUACUUUUACCAAAGCCGAGUUGAUGAGUAUUCAUCUGUCUCAAUUGAUGCUACAGCAUAGAAUUGCUAGAGCAGCAUAUAGAGACAUUGUUCAAUUUAUAAACACUGUCAUCCGAGACCAUGACGAUAUAAUGAUGGAACCUGGGGCUAAGAUCAGUCAUGGCGAAACUGUUGAUGCUUUGCUCAAGUCAAAGUCAAGUGUCAAGGGCCAUGAGUAUGAUGUCUGCUCUAGUGGUUGUCGAUUGUAUGGCAUUAAUGACGACCAGGAAUCUUGUGUUAACUGCAGCAAACCGCGAUACAAGACUGAUCCCAAUCAAAGUCAGACACCAGCCACCAGUAUGAAACUUAUGUCAGUUGGGGAUAUGCUUUCUCAAAUGUUGGCAGAUCCAGCCACAAGAGAACUCCUCUGUUACAGAGCAAACCAGGAAUCUGUAGCUGGUCAGCUAACCGACAUUUUUGAUGGUGACAAUUACAAGCAGUUGGUGCAGCAGGGCCUGUUCUCCAAUCCCGAUGAUAUUGCCAUUGAGCUUUAUACCAAUGGGUUUGUCAAUCAAAAGAAAGGCAAAAACUCAUAUACCAUCAUCCAUUGCAUAAUAUUCAACCUAGACCCAUCCAUCAGAUAUACCAACAAAUACCUUUUGCAACUGGCAAUCUUGCCUGACCCCAAGAAGCCAACUCAUUUGGACUCCUUUCUUAUACCCAUCAUCAAUGAAUUGCGAGAUCUUGAGGCACAUGGCUUGGUUGUCAAGCACAAUGGAGUGGAGCUUUGCAGAUUCAAGGUCUAUCUUCUGCUUGCUUCUGGCGAUAUUCCAGCUGUAGCUGAUAUGGCCCACAUUGGUUCCCAUACAAGUUUAUUUGGGUUGCCGUUUUUACGGCAUGGCAUGUACUUUGAUGACAUUUCCGCCCGGUUAAGACCUUUGGAAGACUUCAAAGUAGGCAACCCUUCGAAGAACAUAUACCAGCCAAGCAUAUAUACCCAACUCUCAACCUUCUCUGGAUCAUCAUUUUUUGCAUUAGAUGAACUUCAUUUAAUUGCAAGAGGGAUUGGAAAGCUUGUGUAUGACCUGAUUACCAUCACCCUCACAAAGGAAACCAAAUUUUAUUAUACCCAUCCAGACAAUACCCUCAAUACCACUGAAUACCCUUUUCAUAUACCAAGAGCAGACCUUGUAACAAUCGGAAACUGUAUCACCAGCUCACGAAAAUAUAUACCCACCUCAUUUCAAGGCAGUUUUGACAACGUAUUUGCCAAGAUCGAUGGUACUCACGCAGUGGACUGGCUUGACUUUCUCUUAUACCUUGUCCCCACUUUGGUCGUGCCUUAUUUACCAAAUAGGGCUGUCAAAACAGCUCUAUUAUCUCUCAUGAAAGGUUGCGCGCUUGCCUUGCAAUGGACGUUGACAUCAGAAUUGCUUGAUGAGAUGGAGUCCACUGGCACUCGUUUUUAUACCAACAAGUCCAGAAUAAUACCCUGUCUCGUAGUGUUUUCCGACCAGUGCAACAUUACCUGGUCCAUAUACCCUAUAUCAUCAAGCAGCAAGGCCCCCUGCGAUGCUACUCCACUCGCUCAAUGGAGAGAUCCAAAUCAAAGGGUGGCCAAAACGCCAGUUUUCUCAUUGAGCAAUUUGCGAUUCACAAUUAUACCAGCACGGCAAUCAGCAUCUCCAUAUGGAAGAGAGAGCUACAUGGACCUUCCUAAUGAUCCUAGUGGUGCGCAGUUGUGGGAGCCAUUUCAUCAGUUUGUUAAUUUGAAUGAUGAUUCGGUGGAAGGUGUAGGCGGCCCUAGUGUGAAGGAAGCUUUAUUGAAAUACUACCGGAGAACAACAGGCUUGACUGGCCACGAGUUUGGUGACUCUGUUGUUGUUGUAGCUGCACGUCUCAACCGUAAUGUAAUUGUUCACAGCUGGCUCGUCGGUACAGUACAGUUCUACUUUCAGCAUGUAGAUUUCUAUGGCUUCCCACACUUUCUUGCUUUUGUGGAGGUCAUGAAGGAACAUGACACGGCUGGUCAUGACUCAUCAGUACCUAUCGUCAAACAACGGUCACAAAGCACCUGUACACUAGGCCACCAAACGCAACCAACUUAUGCAGUUAUAAGUGUAAAUGACAUUUGUCAUCAAGUUGGUCUGGUCCAAUACCCACCGAAUGGAAACCAGUUUUAUGUAAUCGCGCCCUAUUAUAUCUUUAACAACAACAUGCGCAUUACUAAAGGCAAUCUUUCCAUUCUGUAA
Molecule: messenger RNA, 2577 nt
Organism: Phycomyces blakesleeanus NRRL 1555(-)
Lineage: Eukaryota; Fungi; Mucoromycota; Mucoromycetes; Mucorales; Phycomycetaceae
Product: C2H2-type zinc finger transcription factor
Exons: 10
Coding region: 1-2577 (858 amino acids)
Source: RefSeq, a predicted model, not a curated record